Cloeon dipterum is the source of this 1528-nucleotide messenger RNA. RefSeq lists its product as uncharacterized. Bases 156 to 983 code for a protein of 275 amino acids. The record is from RefSeq and is a predicted model, not a curated record. The transcript has 10 exons. Lineage: Eukaryota; Metazoa; Arthropoda; Insecta; Ephemeroptera; Baetidae.
AAGUCUCAGUUUUUGUAAGGCCGCAAGCAGCAGCAACUCCCAGAUUGUCGCAGUUGCGUUUCAGCCGUAGAGACGUAAGGACACUGCUGACGCUCGCCAAAGCAAAGUCAAUAAUUUGAAUAUCUCACAGAUCAAAUUCAUACUAAGUUUUAUGAAUGCUUCUUCCUGAAACAAUGACUAUCGACGAGAGACAACGCAGCACCCUGCUUGAAAAUGGGCAUUCCACUGCAAUCGGAAUUGAUGAGAGGGAAGAGAUUGCUGAAGAUAUUUUGCGGCGCACUGAGCAUUUCCAUUACAAGAAGAUGAAAUUCCAGACUUCAUGUACUAUUUUCAAAGUUUUUCUCUUCUUCAGUAUUGUCAUCGUAAUUUUAGCAGCCGGCGUUGGGCUUGGGCGUUUGUCGUCUGAUAGCAUUAUUACUGGGGGACUUCAAGGUUGCAAUGAGAGCACCAACGCCCCAGUGAACACUACCACCGCCCCAGUGACCACCACCACUCUUGAGACCACCAUCGCCCCUGUGACCACUACCACCCCGAAGCAAGGUUUAGGCAGCGAGAAUAAGAACAUCACGACGGACUUAUUUCAGGCCAAUUAUACUUACAUUAUUGCAUCCUACUAUGAAUACAACAAGAGUCAAGAGAGCUCCAGACAACGUUGCCAUGUGAUGAACACAUCUAAAGAUGAUGAAAUCAGCGUAUUCGUUGAUGAUAGUCAAGAUUCCAAAAAUAUUGAUUUGGCUCAAUUGAUUAAAAAUGCGACAAGCAAGAUCUUCAAAUGCGAUUCCAGUGGAACGUGCACUCACAAGUGCUGCACUGACUGCUGUCAACAGACUAUGUACGAAGAGGCAUAUGGAGAUAUGUGUACCUUUACAAAUUGCAAAGAUAAUAAGAGAGAGAAAGAAGUCAAGACCUUCAUUACCUCAUUGAUCUGGGUAAGUAGUCAUCUCAGGGCGGAUCCCUGCACCAUUUUUUUAGCUCGACCUUGAAACACUGAACAAUGCAAGAGCCUUAUGCCCAGCGUUUCCAUUUUCUCUCAGACUAUCUGCAAAAGCUGCAUCAAUCAUUACACCCAAUAAACAGUGCUGCGAUUGAUGAUUAGGAAAAAUAGGAGAGGAUGUAUGUAAAUUGGCCGCAAGUGGUGAGAGUAAAUCAGUGUAAAAUCUAUGGUUGUUCCGUGGUUGUGAGAUGUUCUGUAGCCCAAAGUUGCUAUUAUUUAUUUCGUUGAGAAUGGACUCUUUAUAAAAUAUGUAAAAGUCUGCAUCUUGGAAUGUUUUUUUUUGGUUUAUAACUAAACGAAUUGCGUAGUUCAGUAUAAGUGAUAGUUUUACGGAUGACAGUGGAGAGAAAUCUAAAAUUUGUUAAUUUUCAACACGGCAUUCCUACGUAAGACAUUGGCAGGCAAGACUGAAAAGCGUGUAAAUUAUAGAUUUGGACAAAUAUCCUACCGUGUACAAUUCAUAAGACAAAAAGAUUUCAAUUGAAUAAAAUGUAUAUUUGUUUAAAUUAAAAUAAAGCCGAUUAUUUACAGAUA